Molecule: messenger RNA, 1878 nt
Organism: Chaetomium strumarium
Lineage: Eukaryota; Fungi; Ascomycota; Sordariomycetes; Sordariales; Chaetomiaceae
Product: alkaline phosphatase-like protein
Exons: 7
Coding region: 1-1878 (625 amino acids)
Source: RefSeq, a predicted model, not a curated record
AUGCUCCUCUUGUCAGUUCUGGGCAUCGCGGCCCUGUCAGCGCCACUGGCGUCUGCCUCGUUCGACGGCAACCUCAACUACGACAGUCCUUCGCGACGCCAUGUCAACCUCGGCAUCGAUGUUCCGGCGGUGUCGCGCCGGAGUUUGAAGCGCGGUGCUGUGCCCUACAAACCAUCCGAGCUGAACUUCACCCACGGCAUCGCAUCAGGCGACCCUUAUCCCGACAGCGUCAUCCUGUGGACACGGGUUGCGCCGUCUCUGGCGUCUGACCUUAGCAACGUGACGGUGGAGGGAACUGUUGCGCUCUACAACCACGAGACCGAGAAGUACAUCAAGGCCGACCCUCACCCGAUCUGCGUCGAUUGGAAGGUUUGGGAGGCCGCGUCCUCGAGGCGGCACACCGGAAACGGCGCCGGCAGCGUCCGUGUUGUGUCCAAGGGCACGGCUUACACGACGAGCGAUAUCGACUACACCGUCAAGGUCGAGGCGGGCGGCCUCAAGCCGUUUACCACUUACAACUACCAGUUCACAAUCUGUGGCUCCAACAUUACCAGCCCAGUGGGGCGGACCAAGACAGCACCCUCUGCCGAUGCAAAUCUAGAGGAGAUCAAGCUCGGCGUGUUCUCAUGCAGCAACUACCCCAACGGGUAUUUCAACGCGUAUGGCAACGCAGCGCGGAAGGACGAACACGACUAUGUGGUCCACCUGGGCGAUUAUAUCUACGAAGGUGCCCAGCUCGGAAAGCGUGCUCAUAACCCGCCAAGGAUUCUCUUCAGUUUGUUUGACUAUAGGACCCGCCAUGGACAGUAUCGCACAGAUCUGGACUUGCAACUCCUUGCGCAGAACUUUGCCUGGAUCCCGACGUGGGAUGAUCACGAGGUCGCCAACAACGGCUACAGAGACGGCUUCAGCGGCCUGAACAACACCGAAGAGUCCUUCCGCACGGAUGGCCCAUCCAUCAGCGUCGACCAGCGCAAGAUGAACGCUGUCAGGGCCUACUUUGAGUGGAUGCCGAUCCGGCAGGUCGACCUCGACGACAACCUGCGCAUCUGGCGGUCCUUCCAGAUGGGCAAGCUGUUCGACCUGAUCAUGCUCGACACGCGCAACUACGAUCGCAGCAUCACCAGCCUUGGGUGGAACGAUAAAUACAUUGAUCUCAUCCGCAACGACGCCUCGCGUUCACUGAUGGGGUCGCGCCAGGAGAACUGGUUCUACAACCAGCUCAGCCGGUCCUCCAAGCGCGGUGCCGCCUGGAGAGUCAUCGGCAGCCAGAUAAUAUUCGCGCAGAUCGCCGAGUCGUUCGGCCUGAGCGGCGACAAUUGGAACGGAUACAUUGCCAACCGGAACCGGACGCUGCAGCACCUGUACGGCAACAAGAUCGGCAACAACAUCUUCCUGGCCGGCGACAGCCACCAGAACUGGGUCAGCGAUGUCGCGUGGCUGGGCGAGAAGGCGUACGACUUCACGACCGGUGAGGGCGCCAUCGGCGUCGAGUUUGCCGGCACGGCCGUCAGCUCCGGCGGUGUGAGCGGUCCGAUCCUCAAGGCGAGAGACGCCGCGCGUGCCCGGGUUGAGCAGAACCAGGUGCUACAGUGGCAAGAGGGGUACUACCGGGGUUACUUUCUUCUCUCGGUCCGCCAAGACAAGGUCACUGCUCAGUAUUAUGGUUCGCCGAGUGUCGCGAGCCGCAAUGCGUGGGAUCUUCCGCUGGCCAACUUCACGGUCGCGGCUGGCAAGAACCACCUCUCGCGGCCCGUUGCGGACGGGAAGGUGGAGGCAGGAUUCCUACGCGGAGGCGCUACGACGGGGACGAACUUCACACUGAACACGGAAACGGGGAGAUGGGAAACGAUCGGCUUUGACAAGAUGUACAUCUGA